This is a messenger RNA of Penicillium argentinense, 384 nucleotides long. RefSeq names its product thioredoxin-like protein. NCBI's taxonomy places the organism in Eukaryota, Fungi, Ascomycota, Eurotiomycetes, Eurotiales, Aspergillaceae. Gene Ontology annotation, molecular function: protein-disulfide reductase [NAD(P)H] activity. The coding region runs from base 1 to 384 and encodes 127 amino acids. Gene Ontology annotation, cellular component: cytosol. The transcript is spliced from 2 exons. The record is from RefSeq and is a predicted model, not a curated record.
AUGCCCAUCAUCAGAGAUUUCGCUGCGCCGGCGAACGCAAAGGCCCUGGAAUUCCCCGAAAGCACCGAUUCAAAGCUCUUCCUCGCCUUCAUCUCCUCCGAUGACCCCAUCACCGGACAGCCCUGGUGCCCCGAUGUUCGCGCUGCGCUGCCAAGCAUCAACGCCGCGUUUGAAGCGGAGAAUGCGCCGAGCGUGGGUAUUGUCCAGGUUGGUCAAAAGCCAGAGUGGAGGGAGCCUAAGAACGUCUACCGAACAAACUGGAACAUAAACAACGUUCCAGCCUUGGUACGCUACCAACGACUGAACGGAGAGGUAUCGGAGACAGGACGAUUGAUCGAAGGCGAGAUUCUGGACAAAAAGAAGCUCCAAGAUUUCCUUGCUUGA